AUGAUAGAUGAUCGGCUAAGCUUUAGUAGUCACAUCGACCACGCAUACGAGAGGGCCGUACAACUGAUCUUGGCACUAUCUCGGAUCAUGCCCAACAAUGCGGCGAUCAGCAGCAGUAAAAAGCGACUACUGGGGAGUGUUUUCACAUCGGUGCCCAGAUACGCAAGAUCUGCAUGGCACUGCAAAACGAAGGGAAACCCAUCUCGGCUGGAUAGCACGUUUAGGCUGAUGGCUAUGCGGGCGUCUGGUGCGUAUCGAAUUAUCUCGCCAGAUGCAGCCUACGCGAUAGCUGGAACGAUGCCUAUAAACCUUUUACUCGAAGAAGAUAUCAAGGAGUCUGUAAACGAGACUAAGUUGAUACCAUAA
Molecule: messenger RNA, 366 nt
Organism: Topomyia yanbarensis
Lineage: Eukaryota; Metazoa; Arthropoda; Insecta; Diptera; Culicidae
Exons: 1
Coding region: 1-366 (121 amino acids)
Source: RefSeq, a predicted model, not a curated record